Oryctolagus cuniculus (rabbit) is the source of this 7932-nucleotide messenger RNA. The record is from RefSeq and is a predicted model, not a curated record. NCBI's taxonomy places the organism in Eukaryota, Metazoa, Chordata, Mammalia, Lagomorpha, Leporidae.
CCGCCCCCCGCGCUGGCUCCGUGCCUCCCUGCCUCUCAUUGGCCGGCGCGUCUGUCCGUCUCCGCCCACGGGGCCGUGCCUGCCCGCGCCGGGUUCCUGGCUAAUUCGGCUGGUUGGGGGGCCGCCCACGCCAGUACGAGCCUGAGCCGGCGCCGGCUUCCAGGAGCUCCGAGGAGGAGGCGGCCAGGCGGCGCCGGAGCGGAGCAUCACCCGGGUGGGCGGCAGAGCCGCGGCCUCUCCUCCCGCAGAGCCACCUGUCGCAGGGCGCGGCAGCUGGUGGAAGAAAAGAUGUUGUCUCGAUUCAGAGUUGCGUCCAUGCCUUGUACUUGGGCAUGUCGUCAUUUGCACAUAAAAGAGAAAGGCAAGCCACUGAUGUUGAAUCCAAGAACAAACAAGGGCAUGGCCUUUACAUUACAGGAACGACAGAUGCUUGGUCUGCAAGGACUUCUACCUCCCAAGAUAGAGACACAAGAUAUUCAAGCCUUACGAUUCCAUCGAAACUUGAAGAAAAUGAGUAGCCCUUUGGAAAAAUACAUCUAUAUAAUGGGGAUACAAGAAAGAAAUGAGAAAUUGUUUUACAGGAUAUUGCAAGAUGAUAUUGAAAGUCUCAUGCCAAUUGUAUACACACCAACGGUUGGUCUUGCCUGCUCUCAGUAUGGACACAUCUUUAGGAGACCUAAGGGAUUGUUUAUUUCAAUCUCAGACAGAGGUCAUGUUAGAUCAAUUGUGGAUAACUGGCCAGAAAAUCAUGUUAAGGCUGUUGUGGUGACAGAUGGAGAGAGAAUUCUGGGUCUUGGAGACCUGGGUGUCUAUGGAAUGGGAAUUCCAGUAGGAAAACUUUGUUUGUACACAGCCUGUGCAGGAAUACGGCCAGAUAGGUGCCUGCCUGUGUGUAUUGACGUGGGAACUGAUAAUAUAGCACUCCUAAAAGAUCCAUUUUACAUGGGCUUGUAUCAGAAGAGAGACCGUUCACAACUUUAUGAUGAACUGAUUGAUGAGUUUAUGAAAGCUAUUACUGACAGAUAUGGCCGGAACACACUUAUUCAAUUUGAAGACUUUGGGAAUCAUAAUGCAUUCAGGUUUUUGAGGAAAUACCGAGAAAAAUAUUGUACUUUUAAUGAUGAUAUUCAAGGAACAGCUGCAGUAGCUUUAGCAGGUCUUCUUGCAGCACAAAAAGUGAUCAGUAAACCCAUCUCAGAACACAAAAUCUUAUUUCUUGGUGCAGGAGAGGCUGCUCUUGGAAUUGCAAAUCUUAUAGUUAUGUCUAUGGUAGAAAAUGGCCUCUCAGAAGAAGAAGCACAAAAGAAAAUCUGGAUGUUUGACAAAUAUGGUUUAUUAGUUAAGGGGCGGGAAGCUGAAAUAGACAGUCAUCAGGAACCAUUUGCUCAUUCAGCCCCAGAGAGCAUGCCUGGUACUUUUGAAGAUGCAGUGAAUAUACUUAAGCCAUCAGCUAUAAUUGGGGUUGCUGGUGCUGGCCGACUCUUUACUCCUGAUGUAAUCAAAGCCAUGGCCAGGAUCAAUGAAAGACCUGUAAUAUUUGCAUUAAGUAAUCCUACAACAAAGGCUGAGUGUACUCCCGAGGAAGCAUACACACUCACAGAGGGACGGUGUUUGUUUGCCAGUGGCAGUCCAUUUGGGCCAGUGAAACUGGAAGACGGGCGCGUCUUUACCCCCGGUCAAGGAAACAAUGUGUAUAUUUUUCCAGGCACUGACAAGUCAAUUGACGGAUGAAGAGCUAGCUCAAGGGAGACUUUACCCACCCCUUGCCAAUAUUCAGGAAGUUUCUGUUAACAUUGCUAUUAAAAUUACAGAAUACCUGUAUGCUAAUAAAAUGGCAUUCCGAUACCCAGAACCUGAAGACAAGGCCCAGUAUAUUAAAGAAAGGAUAUGGCGAAGUGAAUACGAUUCCCUGCUCCCGGAUGUGUAUGAAUGGCCAGAAUCUGCGUCCCGGCCUCCCCAGAUAACAGAAUCGGAGCCCUCCCACUGAUGCAUAAAUACUCCCGUGCGUCAGAGAGCCCUUCUGUCCAAGCAGAAAGCUGCAGUGUUCUCAGACUUACGGUGUUCUCUGUGUUUCAUUCUCCCUCACCCCCACCCCUUUGCGUGACUUCUGUUUUUCCCAUUGGGUCGCCCAUCUGUUGGGGAGUGGAUGUGUUGACUGUAUUGUUAAUGCCCACCAGUACCCUACAUUAAUUCUAAUUUGUAGCCCAUGGCACACCCAAGAGCUGUUACAGAUAUAUCUGUGAACAUCUUCACUUGCACUCUUCUUCAUGCUUGCCAGUGCAUUUACUAUUGCAGGUAAUAAUCGUCUCUCACCCAGUUCUUUUAGGGCUUCUGUAAUGGAAAUUUGCCUCUGUACAUCGGAACACAGAAUUUUGAAAAGAAACCACAUUCCAAGGAAGAACUGUUAGUAUCUAAAAUUGUUCUUUUGUAUCUGCUUCAUUUUACAUUCAUGCUCUGAAAUUCCUUUGUGGUAGACAGAUAUAGGGAAAGAUGAAAAAUUCACCCUAUUUAUUUUCUGGAACCAAAUCAAGGCUUAACUGUAUACCAUUAUAAGAAAGUAUCAAUAACUGUUGCUGCCUUUCAACAAAAGUAAUUUUCAACAGUAUAUAAAAAUCACUUUUAUUUAAUAAAAAUAAUAAGUUUAGUUGUUUCAGUUAUGCUGCCUUGUUGCCCAGCUAGAAAUUUAGGUUUGCUUAUUAGGAAAAACGUAUUUUCGUUUUCUUCACUUCUAGUUGAUUUUAGUAUGCCUGUCAUAAUGACUAACCUGAUAUGGCUUUUAAAAAAUAAGCGAGUCGUGUUUCAGGCCUAAGCGAGCUGAGUGUCAGCAGGGCGCUGUCCCCCCGCAGCAGCGCUCUGUGAGUGUCAGCAGGGCGCUGUCCCCCCCCCCCCCCCCCCAGCAGCGCUCUGUGACUUGAGUGACUGGCAGUGUUCCUGUGAUACAUUCCUUAAUAUCAUCAGUGAUGAUGACUCUCCAGUGAAGGUGAACUUAAAUUUUUUUUUAAAACCAUCAAAAUUACUUUGGAACAAAGUGGGGAUGGAUUAAAUAGAUGUUCAGGCUAGGAAAUGCCAUAUUUAGUUCCAGUAAAUUUCAUAAUAAUUGGCAGAAACCAGAUUUUCUGUGGCUUACAAAUGGGAGAGUUAUAAAAAUCCAGGAGCAUUUUGAAACAGAGUCAAAUUGCAGUAAUACCUCCCUAUCAGGAUUGCUUCAAGUGAACAGAACUUUUAAAUAUGCUGAUUCUCAAAUAAUGAUAGCCAUUCAGAGGCACCUAUCAGCAUGCACAGUAUCGCUGUUUCUCUGCAGGAGGAAAGGGGCUUACUCAUCCCUUCUUUCUGUAAAGACGUGAGUAAUAAUUUAGAAAGUGAUUUAUAGUUAAGGAUGCGUGGAAUGGCAUUGCCAUUUGGAGUGUAGGAAAUGCAGUUGGAUAACCAGUGUAGCAGAUGAGUAGUCAGAAAUCUGUUUCACAAAAUAAGGAGCGAGGUCACAAGCUUCUUUAAAAGGAAGAUUUUUGUUUUUCAUGUUACCUGUAUCAAGACAAGAUCACCCCUGAGAAAAUUUUGGUUUUAAUUUAGAAUUACAAGUAUAAUUGUUGUAUUGUUUUCUGCUAGUGCUUAUUGAAGACAGAAACAUCUGCAGAAUUAGAGUAACUCAACUCAGAUACUUGCUUGUUAAAUAUCACUAGUAUAGCCUUUAAUGGAAAUUAUUAAAUUGCUUAGUGGGAAAAAAUAAACUAAAUGGCAUUUAAUCUGUUUAAGAUUAAAAUUUUAAUAUUUCUUAGCUUUGCAUAAAGAACUACCUAUUUUCAUUGUUAUUUAUGAAUCAGCAUAUUAGCUAUUAAAUAUUGGAUGUAAAUUAAAUUUAAAUAUUUUAAUAUUUAAGCAAAGAGUGCAGGCAGGAAUUAUUAACAUUGAAAAGACAGGAGUAGGAGGCCAUUAAUGGCCUCACAUUGGAAAAGAAACUAAAACAUUUGUGCCUUCUAUGGGAGCUUGUACUGAUCAAGAAGGUAAUUGUUUUAAAGAACAGCAAUGGAACCUCUCUUACAUUCUUUUUAAUAAAGAAGAAAUUCUGUAGAUGAGUUUGUUAGUAAUUACUGAGUAGGAAAAAUAAUACAUGUUACUCUCUGCCACCACCUGUAGUAUGAAACAUGGAUAACUAAUGAGGGUAAGGUUUUUUGACAAUAAAGGGGAAGUUUUUUUGGUUAAAAUAUUUUUAAUAAAAUGAUGGCUUUUUAAAAAAAUAUUUAUUUAUUUAUUUGAGUUAUACAGAGAAAGAAGGAGAGGCAGAGGGAGAGAGAGAGGUCUUCCAUCCGCUGGUUCAUUCCGCAGUUGGCCGCAAUGGCUGGAGCUGCGCUGAUCCAAAGUCAGGAGCCAGGAGCUGCUUCUAUGUCUCCCGUGUGGGUGCAGGGCCCCAAAGAAUUUGGCCAUCUUCCACUUCUUUCCAAAGCCAUAGCAGAGAUCUGGAUCUGAAGUGGAGCAGCUGGAAUUUGAACCAGCUCCUAUAUGGGAUGCUGGCACUGCAGGUGGUAGCUUCACCUGCUACGCACAGAGCUGGCCCCAGGGAUGGCUUCAUUACCAAGUGGUUGCCUCAGCAUCCCUGUGAACCUUUAAAGUGAAGAUGCCUCAGAUCCCCCCUCCUGUCCUCAUGACCACUGCCUUAAAGCCCUGCUGGAAUCGUCUGGAGAGCUGGUGGUGCAGGGGCUGUGGGCGGGGCCUGACAGUCUGAAUUUCUGACAUGCUCCCAGGUGGUGUCCCUGCUGCUGGUCCAGGAUCACCCCAGAGAGGCAGUGCUCCAGAGCCCUGGGUGUGGUGUGCAGUUUAAAUUAGUGCUUAUGUAGUAAACCCCUCACUUUAAAUGGUAAGGAUCAACUGAAAUUAGGUUUUCACACAUAGUUGUUUUCAUCCAGUUUUGUUAGUUUCAUUUUUAAAGAUAUUUAUAAGGACAAAAAUUAAUAAAACUUUAGAUGUUUCUGAAAAUAAAAACUAGAAUACUGUUUCAUUGUGAAUGACAGAUUUGUAGCAUGCUUAGAUGAAACCUAGCAACCUGUUUUGAUUCGUAAAGACCACCUGCCAGUGGGCAUUUGUUUGCUAUUAAUUCUAUGCUUUGUCCUUCCUUUCUGUCCAUUGCCAGCCUCUGGAGAAAGAGGAUUUGACAAUUUUUGCAGAAGAAUUGGUGAUGAAUUAAGAGCAAAACACAGUAAGGAGUGUGGAGGGUAAUUUGCUGUUCCCAGAUAACAGAAAGUGCCCAGGGGCAGGGGAGAGGAGGGUGGGGAGUACCCACUUCCUCCAAGUCCGCUGAGGCCUCUUUCUCAGUGCCCCUCAGGGAAGCCUUCUUCAUUCUCUUAAAUAUCUUCAGAGUUCUGUUCACUCACCAAAAUGGAAUCAGCUCUUUGGAGGAUCUUUACUACAUGAGAGUAUUAACAUAAAUCUCAGAGCCCUGCUGGAUUCCAUGUAAAGGGCAGUCGAAGGAUGAAAUAGCUGCACAGCUGCAUUUCCAUCCAAGACAAGGCCCUGUGUUGAGGUGCAGGCCCCUGCCAGCUACAGAAAAUGGCCCAGGUUCCUUACCUACUUUGGCUCUCAACUCAUUUGUGAUACAUGCGUUGUUCCUGUGAGGGUUAAAAUGAAGCCUCUACAGCUGAUCUAUGGUAACAUACUUAAAAUAUUCAAGAUAAUUCAACUACAGAAAAGUUCCCCCUUUCCUGAAAUCAGAAUUAAACUUUUUCAUUAAGCAGAGAGAAAACCCAGUGCUUUGUUUGAAAUUUCAGUAAACUGGAGUGGGUUAUUUAGGACAUGACUCUUAUUUCAUAAUUCCCUUAAUGCUUGUCAGAGUUACUUAGAUAAAGUAGUGCUUAGAUUUUUAAAACAAUUAUUUUCCUUUCUUGGAUAAGGAAAAUUGUGCCUCUCAAAGAGAAAGCUGUUCAUAGUUUAGCUGCAUGAAAUAUAUCCAUGGAAUCAAAUGACUUGAAUACAUGAUACCUUUUGGUAGGUAGCAUUUUACGUACAAAUGAAGUUUUUAAUAUAGCUAUUAAAUAUUUCAUAUUUAAUGUUUUUUCCAAGUGAAAGCUUAUCUGCCACUUUGCUGUUUGGAAGGUUUUCCUAAAUUCAUCAUGCUUUUCUAAUUUUAAGACUAAGGGAGAUUUAUAGGUGUGAAAAUAUGCAUAUAUAAAAACUCAGUUGUCAGGGCUUCCUUUUAUGUUCUAGAACAAGUAUUUCUUCUUUCCUAAGUUUAAGUGUAUAUUCUAAUAAACAUUAUUCUUACAUCAUUGAAUUGUCUCCCACAGAUUUGGUAUAUACAAAGGUACUUCAAAAAGUUUGUGGAGAGUGGAAUAAUACAAAUAUUUUGAUUCAAAAAAAUUGAAACUCAGGCAUACAAAGAUUCUUUAAGACACUUGUAGAAAAUGUAUUUGACAAAAAAUGAUGCAUGGAUUUAAAAAAAUUUUUACACUACAACAUCUUUGAAUUCCAUUUUUCCAUGAAAUUUCUGAAGUAUUCUUGUAGGGUGGUGACUAAUGACAAGCUAAGUGUGUUGGACAGUCCCUGCUGUGUGCCAGGUGUUCUGAGUGUUCCAGGUACCUUACGUAUUUAAUCCUUGCUGUUACUCAGUUUUGUUGCCUGUUUUACAAAGACAGGCACUGAGAGAGUAAGUGACUUGCCAGAGAGAGAUCUCCUUUGGCGAAGCUGGGCUCUGAGUUUAGACUCCACACUGAGGGAGUAAUGUCUUCAAGAACUGUUGUUUCAAGAGAAAAUUGAUCACCUUUCUUUUAAGAUCAGUGUGAGUUUUUUUUAAUGUGCUUUUCCUGUUCAUUUGUUUUUGUUUGUUUGUUUUGUUUUAUCUUUUUUUUUUUAAGAUUUAUUUAUUUAUUUGAAAGCCAGAGUUACAAUGAGAGAGGAGGAGAGGCAUGGAAAGAGGUCUUCCCUCCUCUGUUUCACUCCCCAAUUGGCUGCAAUGGCUGGAGCUGUGCCAAUCCAAAGCCAGGAGCAUCUUCCAGGUCUCCUACACGGGUGCAGGGGCCCAAGGACUUGGGCCAUCUUCCACUGCUUUCCCAGCCAUAGCAGAGAGCUGGAUCGGAAGUGGAGCAGCCAGGUCUUGAACCGGUGCCCAUAUGGGAUGCCAGCACUGCAGGCGAUGGCUUAACAAAUGCUACACCACAGUAUCAGCCCCUGCUUUCAUGUUUAAUUCAAACACAACACAAAUCUUAUUUGUUAGUCUUCAGCAUCUUAAGUAUUGGAUAUAUAAAAUAAAAUUUGGUUUUGAGUUUGAUUAAUUAUGGCAAAGAUUAUCAGCCAGUUCUAACAUCUUUUGAUUUAAUAAUCACAGAACCACCAACUGCUGUCACUUCUGUACAAAUCAGUUUCAGUUAUGCUUAUAUAUUGUAUUUUGUGUCAAUGUGCAUUUGUAUUGUAAGAUAUAUUUUAGAUAUCUGUUGUAUUAUAUGCUUACACAACUCCUUCCAUUAAAAGGUGAGAACAGUAAACAAGUAACAAUGUAUGUGUAGAACUAAGGAAUUUCUGAAGAGACCUAUUUUAGCUAAAUAUUGAACAAAAAAUGCUCUGCCCAAUGUUUUGUUACUCUUUGCCUAAAGACCUUUAAAAUUAAUUCAAAUUAAGUCCAUAGUUUUGCAAUUGAUAUUUUUCAUUAUUUGCUUUGAUAACAGCCGAACUAUUCAUUACUCAUGGAAGCCACACAGCAUGCCCCAUUGUUUAGCCUUUUGCGUCUUUGUGUUUAAGACAACAUAAUGGAAUGAACGGUCUUGUGGUAGUUGCUCAUGGGAAUGCUAGUUAAGGGAAAGCCUUGUGUAGAGCAUAUUAUACUAGAUUGGCUUGUUACAGGUGGUUGCAGGGGGUUGGUCUAAAAUUAUGUGAAUUGUCUUUUCUCCUUUGUGAUAUGAGAUUUGUGCUCUUAUAUUUUCUUAGUAAAAUUUUCCUAUGCAUAAAGAA